CAGACAGACAUGGCAGAAGUCGCACCAGCACCCGCAGCCGCAGUGCCGGCCAAGGCACCCAAGAAGAAGGCAGCAGCCAAGCCCAAGAAAGCGGGACCCAGCGUAGGAGAGCUCAUCGUCAAGGCUGUGACCGCCUCCAAGGAGAGGAGCGGCGUGUCCCUGGCCGCGCUCAAGAAGACGCUGGCGGCAGGCGGCUACGACGUGGAGAAGAACAACUCCCGCGUCAAGAUCGCAGUCAAGAGCCUCGUCACCAAGGGCACCCUGGUCCAGACCAAGGGCACCGGUGCAUCCGGCUCCUUCAAGCUCAACAAGAAAGCCGUCGAGGCGAAGAAGCCCGCCAAGAAAGCCGCAGUCCCCAAAGUAAAGAAGGUGGCCGCCAAGAAGCCCGCCGCGGCGAAGAAGCCCAAGAAGGUAGCAGCCAAGAAGGCCGUCGCCGCAAAGAAGUCCCCCAAGAAGGCCAAGAAGCCCGCUACACCCAAAAAGGCGGCCAAGAGCCCCAAGAAGGUGAAGAAGCCCGCCGCAGCGGCCAAGAAGGCGGCCAAGAGCCCCAAGAAGGCUACAAAGGCAGCCAAGCCCAAAGCCGCCAAGCCCAAGGCAGCCAAGGCCAAGAAGGCAGCCCCCAAGAAGAAGUAA
Molecule: messenger RNA, 633 nt
Organism: Coregonus clupeaformis (lake whitefish)
Lineage: Eukaryota; Metazoa; Chordata; Actinopteri; Salmoniformes; Salmonidae
Product: histone H1
Exons: 1
Coding region: 10-633 (207 amino acids)
Biological process (GO): nucleosome assembly
Cellular component (GO): nucleosome
Molecular function (GO): structural constituent of chromatin; DNA binding
Source: RefSeq, a predicted model, not a curated record